Rhodofomes roseus is the source of this 1128-nucleotide messenger RNA. RefSeq lists its product as uncharacterized. Lineage: Eukaryota; Fungi; Basidiomycota; Agaricomycetes; Polyporales; Fomitopsidaceae. The record is from RefSeq and is a predicted model, not a curated record. The transcript is spliced from 8 exons. Bases 205 to 990 code for a protein of 261 amino acids.
CUGCACACUUGCUAACGUUUUGCUAGAGGUAGAACGAUCUGACCUCUUCAAUGUCAAGUUGUACUUACCAACGCUUGCCUGAUGCAGCUAUUAUCCCAUGAAUGUGGCAGCGAUAUGGGCCGCUGCGAUCUUUCAUUUCGCUAACGGCGGUAUGGACUUCGACUCUACCAUUGUCGUAUCUGCUUACACUGCCUUCGCUUACCUAUGACAGCUUUCACGGCAUUGCGUGCUUACGCUAUUAGCCAUCGCUCCGUGCCACUUGCGGCUGUCAUGUUUCUGUUGUCAGGUGUGGAUGUAGCAAUGGAUAUCGCGUUCACCCUUGAGGCGAUAGAUUGGCCCCAGCCUGUUGGUUGUGUGGUCACGGUCGGUGAUAACCCCACGAUCGAUAGACCAUUAUAUGCUUCAGGGCAAGCGUCUGUUGUAAUCCCUGAGGUGUUGCUUUUGGUGGCGACCUGGCGCCAUGCCUAUGGCACGGCGAAGCUUGUAAAAGACAUACCAUUGAAGACUCCUCUUACAACGCACCUAAUCAGAGACGGGACGUUGUACUUCGUUGCGAUUUUAGCCCUCAUGGUUCUCAAUGUCAUUCUCGACGCAACCUCGACGGUCAACGGGGUUAUUAUUCCUAUUAUAUACGCGCUCCAAACCAGUUUGCUCUCGCACUUCUACAUCAAUCUGCACAAAGCAAACAAAUCGAUGGCCGGCAUACCCACCGAUGUAUCGCAAGUGUCCGACCCCCGUUUCGCUCGUGUGGUAGGAACACUCGCUGGCUCGCUCGCAUACGGCAAACCGAGCUUCCCAGAAGACGGUGAUGUAGACGGCGAUUGGGAGAUGGCUGCCGAUGAAUAUCUAGCAGACUUGCCAGACGUCCAGCAACCGGCGACCGCCAGCGAUAAUAAGCUCCAUGACGAUGAGGCCUAUGCUGCAGAUCAUAUCAGCAUAGGACACUCCUUCAUAGAAUCAGUUCCGAGAGUCGAGUUCGGAGUCGUAUAGACGCCCUGCAUAUGGCACUUUGGAUUAUAAUGUACCUUGUAGCCCCCGCAGAGCGGAGGAUGCUCAUCUCUGAGAGAUUCAUGACAUAUGCCAUCGGAUUUGUCUACAUAUCGGCUGCGCCAGCCACGGAAUCAUGCA